AUGUCCCAAUUCCAGAAGCUGAUAUUUCAAAAAAAGCUCCAGAAAGCAGAACAGGCUUUGGGGUUUGAUUUCAGUGAAGAAUUAGAGGAUCAGGAAGAAGAACAAGACAACAGCAGCAGUCCGUUUGCUAAGGAUGCGCCUUUGCCUACUGCUAAAAAUGGUCCUUUACUAUCACAACUACUCAAGAAUCUGCAACAAGGAGCUGAAGCAAACACAACUGGCCUUACUUCAUCUUUCAAAUACCAAAAAAGGGAAGAUAUCAAACCAAAAGAAUGGUGCGAGUUUUUUGAACACAGUAAGGUGUUAGAGCAGCAGGAGACGGGAAAUAAGUUCCAGAUAUACUAUUCCUUGCCCAAUUCCAAUUCCUCUCCAAUUUUUAUUUUCCACCAUGGUGCUGGAUCAUCAGGAUUAACUUUUGCUGUAUUGGGCAAACAGAUUGAACAAUAUCUCGCCACAGAGUCCCCACACCCAAAAAUCAAGCCUGGUAUAUUGGUUUUUGAUGCUAGAAACCACGGAAAGACUAAAGUUGCCGAGAAUGAUUAUUCAAGAAAUUCUUUUGUCAAGGAUUUUUCAUUCAUUUUAAAAUCAUAUUUAGACGAACUAGAUCCAUUAUUCAAGGAUGUCAUCUCUAAAAAAGAGGCCGAUCCUCAGCUUAUAGUUCCUCCAAUAAUGCUUGUUGGUCACAGUUUAGGUGGCUCAGUGUUAACCGAGGCUCUCCACCAAUACAAUGGUAUGAAAGAUGGGUAUUUCAGUAAAUUGGUUGAGCUUAACAUUAUUAAAGGCCUAGUUAUGUUUGAUAUUGUGGAAGAUACUGCGGUGGAGUCGUUAGCUCAUAUGAACAAGUUUUUAAAUUCAAGACCCAAAGGGUUUAGGUCUUUGAAAAUUGCUAUUGAUUGGCAUAUUAAAUCAAAUUUCUUGCGUAAAGGAGAAUCGCCACUCGUUUCAGUACCGGCGUUAUUAAUGCCCGUGGAAGACAAUGAUCCUGAUGUGGAUUCGUCAUUAUUCAAAUAUAAAUGGAGAAGCGACUUAAGAUUAACAGAACCAUUUUGGGACACAUGGUUCACUGGGUUAUCUGGAGGAUUUGUCAAUGCCCCAGUCCAAUCAAAGUUGCUAAUUUUGGCUGGCAAUGAUAAUCUAGACAAACGGUUGAUGAUUGGCCAAAUGCAAGGGAAAUUUCAAUUGAUUGUGUUUUUGGAGAGUGGUCAUUUUCUUCACGAGGAUUUACCGAACAAAACUGCUAUAAGCUUGAUUGAUUUCUGGAAAAGAAACUUCAAGCCAAAUGAAAAGAAGAUCCCGAUCCUAUGGGGUCAUAUGAGAAACUGA
Saccharomycopsis crataegensis is the source of this 1323-nucleotide messenger RNA. It is a transcript of the gene PPE1, whose product is annotated as phosphoprotein phosphatase methylesterase 1. Lineage: Eukaryota; Fungi; Ascomycota; Saccharomycetes; Ascoideales; Saccharomycopsidaceae. The transcript has a single exon. Gene Ontology annotation, biological process: protein demethylation. The record is from RefSeq and is a predicted model, not a curated record. Bases 1 to 1323 code for a protein of 440 amino acids. Gene Ontology annotation, molecular function: protein methylesterase activity.